UAUUUAUUUAUCUACCUCACUUAUAUAAAUAGUGGGUAUCAACUGUAGAGUUGUUAUAAUAAUUUUUUUAUUGCCCUGAAAUACUUACUGUUUUUAGGAGCAAAAUUGAUAUCGGCUGAAUUUUUUUUAACGUCUUGUCAGUGUAAUUAAUGCUUAUUUACCUACAUUAAAGAAUUUUAUGAACAUUAUAGAAUUAUAGAUUCUUUUUUGUGUAAUAUUUCCCAAAAUAUUGUGAGAUUAAAAUGACCUCUCAACUGGAAAACAUUAUAAAUGUCUACAAAAGACUGGCCAAAAUUCCUUCUAUUGUGGGUGGAAGACUGAACAGUAGUGGUAAUAAAGUAUUGUCAAAAUGGUCAGUAAGGAAUUUAGACAAGGGCAAGACGAGCAAAUACCUAUUAGAUUAUGUACUCAAUAGCGAUCUGAAAGUUAUCUCGGAGUCUUCUUUUGGUACUGAUGUCAGCAACGAAUUGCUGUCAUCAGUAUCGCCACGCGAUACCUACCGGGCCGUGAUACGCGAGGAGAAGGAGAAAGACAAGAAACAGUACUUGGAAGUGUGGAGCAAGACCAGCUUAGUGCAUUGUAUUGAUCUCACAGCGCUCGACUUACAUGGAGAUGUGUAUGCUGAUUCAGAAUUUGGCUGCUUGAAUUGGUCGCAAGAUGAGAGUGCAAUUGUGUACGUUGCUGAAAGGAAACUUCCAAAAUAUGAACCCUAUAUUAAGAGAAAGAACGAGGAAAAACUCAAAACUGAAGGUAGUGGCGAAUCAACCCCAAAGAAGGGUGAAGAAUUUGUAUACCGUCAAGAUUGGGGUGAACAGCUGGUUGGCAAGCACCUUUCUUCGAUUGUCGUGUGUCAACUACAGACGGAGAAAUUUACAGUUUUGGAGGGACUGCCAGAGAGUUGGUGUCCGGGACAGGUUUCUUUCACACCGGACGGCAAGAGCGUGGUAGGUGUCGCGUGGGAGACAGAGCCGCGUCGGCUCGGACUCAUGUUCUGCACCAACCGGCCUGGAUACAUAUUCAGUCUCACGCUCGACGGGAAAUUAAGCAAGUUGUCCAAAGAGGGCGUGUCGGUGCGUUCUCCGCGCGUGUUUGCCGACGGCGUGGUUUGGUUGCAGCGUACACCGGGCGGGCCGCAUCACGCCUGCCACUCUCUUGUCAUCAGGAGAAACGGCUCUGAAGAAGUCUGCCCGAUCAUAGACAUAGUGGACACCGAGUUGAAGAUAACAGAUGGCGCUAGUUUCCACGGACUGUACUGUCAGUCGUUACCACACGCGUGUUUCACGGGUGACGGCAGGGUCGUGUUCUCGACUCCGCAUACAGAUGAAAUCAGAAGCUAUAUUGCUGAUAUCGAUGGUAAAAGAAUAGUGGACAUAUCAAACAAGAGCUUCUCAGGCUCCACCAGUAUCCUAGACAUGAAGGGAGGCGUGAUCCUCGCGGCUUGUUCCAACAUGACCACGCCUGGACAAUUGUACGUGGGCCGUCUGCCGGCGGCGGGCAGUGAGGCGCAGAUCUCGUGGCGAGCGGUCGGGCCCUCGCCGCAGUCGCCGCUGCCUCCCUCCACUGUGCAGUACCUGCAGUUGCGGCAUGAACACUGCACUGAUACUGUCAAUUCGUUCACGGCUAUAUACUUGGCACCGGAGGGCAACAAGAAGCUGCCGCUUGUGGUGUGGCCGCACGGCGGACCGCACACUAACUUCGUGAAUGCGUUCGCAAUCGAAACGGCACUAUUCAACCUGCUAGGUCUGGCCUCCAUCAGAAUUAAUUUCCGCGGUUCCAUCGGGCACGGUGACAAGCACGUACGAAGCCUCAUUGGCCACGUCGGCGAAUACGACGUGCAAGACUGUCUUCUCGCUCUAACCACAGUGAAGGAAAGAGACAGCAGACUAGACCAUUGCUUGUUGUACAGUGGUAGUUAUGGGGGGUUCACCAUUGCUCACUUGGCCGGUCAGUACCCGGAUAGAUUCGUGGCUAUGGUGAUGAGGAAUCCUGUCUUAGAUUUUGCUACUAAAGGUCCAUACGCUGAUAAUUCCGAUGGGUGUGCAGUAGAAGCUGGCUUCGAGUUCAAAGAGAGCGGCCCGCUGUCCGAACAGGAGUUUCUGGCGAUGCGUCGCUGCUCGCCGCUUGCACACGUGCACCGCGUGAAGGCGCCCACCGCGAUCAUGCUGGGCUCUGGGGACAAGCGCGUGCCUCACUUCCAGGGCUUGGACUACGCCAGGCGGCUGAAGGCUAACGGUGUACCCACCAGGAUUUACAUGUAUGACGACAACCACUCGCUGUCGUCACUUCCCUCCGAAAUGGACAACCUCAUUAAUGGAGUACACUGGUUCCUACAGCACCUGCCGUCCUAACAACAAUGGUGUAAAACUAUCAUGAAUUAUACUGUAUUUUAAUUAUUUAUACAGUCUUUACUCACGUCUUCAAAUGUUACCACCCUCCUCGAAAAUAAGGGACACCACGGGCAUCACAGUAUAUUUCGUCUACAAUGCUGUUCCUGUCUAUAGGCGACAAUUACUAUUUUCCAUCAGAUAGUCCAUCAGCUUGUUUACCAUUUUAAGUUCCUUAAAAAAAUUAGUAAGUACAGUUAAGUUCAACUUGUGACGCAACCGUGAAUUGCGCUCAUGUAUAAGGGCUCAUGUCGAGUUCAAAAUUAGUUUGGCAACCCUAAAUUUUACAACGUGAGUAAAGUCUUUAUAAACAAUUAUAAAAGCACGAAGGCAUAUACAAUCCGAAAUCCAGCGAUAGUAUUUAUGAAACUUAACAAUUUACUCCAAUUGCAUUAAGUCGAAAUAUUAAAGCAAUUUUUAACUUUACGUACCAAAUGGAACGCAUAACGGUAGCCAGUCAUUUGUAGAACCAUCAAUAUUUUUAUUGGUACAUUUUUGGGAAAUUAUCUCUGUUUUAAAAAUAAAUACUAUCAGAUUUCGGAUUAUAUUAUUUGUGUUACAUGUAUAUUAGGCAAUAAAAUGAUACUGCAAUUUGAUAAAUGUUAUUUUGUAUUAUAUUUUUUUUAAUAAAUCACUAUUGUUUA
This is a messenger RNA of Galleria mellonella (greater wax moth), 3028 nucleotides long. Its product is annotated as acylamino-acid-releasing enzyme-like. The transcript is spliced from 14 exons. Gene Ontology annotation, molecular function: serine-type endopeptidase activity. The coding region runs from base 243 to 2348 and encodes 701 amino acids. The record is from RefSeq and is a predicted model, not a curated record. NCBI's taxonomy places the organism in Eukaryota, Metazoa, Arthropoda, Insecta, Lepidoptera, Pyralidae. Gene Ontology annotation, biological process: proteolysis.